AGCGUUCUCAAUGCACAAAAGCGUUUCAGUGCACGUCCUACUUGUAAAGCUCUACAGCAGGGCGAUUUUGCGCGUUCCCGUGACUCUCGCCAUAGAAAACAAAGCUGAACGUCUUCCAUAACAGCUAGGGGUGCAGACUUGAGGAAUAUACGAAUUUAUCGUGGACACGUCGUGCUGAAUAUGGAUUUACUGUGGGUGUAGCAUCGUUGGAGACCGAGCCCUCUCGGCUGGGGUGACAGCAGGACAUUAAGCGAAACCGACGAAAAUAACAUCAGUGUGGUUUUUUUUCUCGGGGUGCUUUGUCUUGUCCACCUAUAACGAUAGCAAACCAUCAUUCCCAUUUCAUUCGCAAGAAAUUCAGCUAGUGAUCACUAGCUGCUGCCGGGAUGGAUCAUCAUGUUGUCACCUAAAACUACCUGCUAGGAUUGUCGGAUUGUGAAGGAUAAGCUGAAAACCUCACCGAGGUUCUAACGGGUUGUCACCGGGACCUGAAUCUGUGUGAGCCACAGUCGCGGAACCCACUGUUUUCGGCGAUAUGGCGGAGCAAGGCUACUCAUCCUGGGCGUACUCCCUAGUUGACUCCAGCCAGGUGUCCACCUUCCUCAUUUCCAUCCUCCUCAUCGUGUAUGGCAGCUUCAGGUCAUUAAACAUGGACUGUGAGAACCAGGAGAAGGAUAAAGAUGGAAACACCACGACAACAGGGGGUUUUAAUAAUGGCAGCACGAACAACAGUGAGUGUAUUCAGACUAUAGACUCCACACAGGCUCUUUUCCUGCCCAUAGGAGCCUCUGUGUCUCUGCUAGUCAUGUUCUUCUUCUUUGACUCGGUACAGGUGGUCUUCACUAUCUGCACUGCAGUUCUUGCAACAAUUGCAUUUGCAUUCCUCUUGUUGCCAAUGUGCCAGUAUCUGACCAGACCCUGCUCCCCACAGAACAAGAUUUCUUUCGGCUGCUGUGGGCGUUUCACUCUGGCCGAGCUCCUCUCCUUCUCCCUAUCUGUCAUGUUGGUGCUCAUCUGGGUGCUGACUGGACACUGGCUUCUCAUGGACGCUUUAGCCAUGGGCCUGUGUGUCGCCAUGAUAGCUUUUGUGCGGCUUCCCAGUCUGAAGGUGUCCUGCCUGCUGCUGUCCGGACUGCUCAUUUAUGACGUGUUCUGGGUGUUCUUCUCAGCCUACAUCUUCAACAGUAAUGUGAUGGUCAAAGUCGCCACCCAGCCUGCUGAAAAUCCCAUAGACGUCCUGUCCAGGAAGCUCCACCUGGGGCCAGGGAUGGGCCGCGAUGUCCCCCGUCUCUCCUUACCUGGAAAACUGGUCUUUCCCAGCUCCACAGGAAGUCACUUCUCCAUGCUGGGAAUAGGAGACAUUGUGAUGCCGGGGCUGCUCUUAUGCUUCGUCCUGCGUUAUGACAACUACAAGAAGCAAGCCAACGGGGAAGUCCCGGGGCCCAACAUGUCCGGACGCAUGCAGCGUGUCUCCUAUUUCCACUGCACUCUUAUCGGAUACUUUGUGGGUCUGCUGACUGCCACUGUGGCCUCCAGGAUCCACCGCGCUGCUCAGCCUGCACUGCUCUACCUGGUGCCCUUCACCCUGCUGCCUCUGCUCACUAUGGCCUACCUGAAGGGGGAUUUGAGGCGCAUGUGGUCCGAGCCCUUCCACACCAAGACCACCAGCUCCCGCUUCCUGGAGGUAUGAUGCACCGUGGGAUACACGAGCAGCACGGGGAGGACUGCGGAUCCUUCACCUUAAUUUGAGGGAAGGAGAGGGGGCGCACUCACAGUGAGGCCAUGUCGUCAUCACUUGUUCAUGCUUUCCGCCAAUCUUCUGUGAAAAAAAAAAAAAAAACCCUCAGAAGGACACCAGUGUGUGGAUCACAAACGCCCCAGAACACCACUCAUCUUUGGUCUCUACAUCCUCCCCUCGUUUCAUCUCCGCUUUUCUGUUUGUUUCCUCUUCAUUACAGCAUAUCCUGCCUUCGCUGUUUUCGUUCGCCCCCCACCCCCAUCUUCUUUCCGUUUUCCUCUCUGCUAUAGUCUGUCUCAUUUGCCACUUCCCUCUUUCCAUUCGUCAGGCCUCCUCUCUUCCUUCUUCCUCUUGCGUCUUUUUCAUUUCUCUGCAUCUCUGUUUGACACCGACUCAGAUGAACUCGAGGGCCAGGCCUCCCCCCCUUUUUUGUGGACUAAGGGUUGAGAGACGUGGCUGGGGUUUAUAUAUAUUUUUUUAGCAUUGUCGUGGUCAUUAUUAAUAUUAUUAUUCUGGAACGAUUACAAGCAAACAGAGGAGAGGCGGAGUGUUGCGGCAGCACAGGACAGUGCUCGGGAGCAGCAACACAGUAAAGGAGAAGAGUCUUCCCCCUGCAUCCCCUUUUCCUCCCCCUUCUUUCUUCACCAUCCCUCCACAACGGCUCUACCCUGGCGUUCCCCCCCUCUUCCUCCUCCUCCUCCUCCUCCUCCUCCUCCACCUCCUCCUCCUCCUCCACCUCCUCUCCCUCCUCCUCCUUCUCUGUUCAUCUGCUGUCCCCAUCCCCCACCCUCACAGAUAACUAUGUAUUUUAUUUAGAAAAAGUUUUAUUCUUGGCAUAUACAGAAAUGAUGCAUUAUAAAUUGUUAAGAUGCCUCCUGCAUUUGAGGGGCCGCUUCUAUUUGUAUAUAUGUGUAUUUGCGGUAUCUUGAGUUUUUGUAUUUGUGUUCGAGAGCAUGUUGAACAGGGUGGGAAACUGACACCAGCCAUCAGUCAAACUCUGGUAAACUUUGGCUGCCGGUUGUUACAAGUUGACUGGCAAGCAGACGUCAUCCAGAGAUCAUUUUCUAAACUUUGUUAGCUAUUGUCAUAAAAAGUAGCAGAUGGUUUUUUUUGUGGGUGGAAAAAAAACAUCUGCAUCAGUGGCUGGUUGAUGAAAACGUUAGUUUCCUGCUCUAGUGUAGAAGUGUGUGUGUAAGUGUGUGUGUGAGUGUGUGUAUGAGAGAGCAGAAGGAUGAGUGAAUGGUUGUUUUACUUGGUUUUAAUUUGAAAUCAUGAACAUGUUCAAAAACAGUGACAGUAGUCAGGUUUCCAUUGAGCUGGGUGUGAUUUUGUCUAACUUGUGAAAAUUUUCCAAAAAGAAGAACAGACCGGGGUUCCUUACAGGUGGAAAUGUAAACAGUGUUUUUUUUUUUUUUUUAUCAAAUAAAUGAAUGUUGAAUUAAUUUAAAGGUAUGCUGUUACUUUUCAUCUUAAUUAACAUUGUACAUAAUGCUGGGUUUUGUACUGAGCUUCUCUCCUAAAUUGACACGUAUUACUGUCAACAACGGCAACACUAAAAACAUUGUAUUUCUUUUACAAGUGUACAAAGCAUGACAAUAUCUGAUUUAUUUUUCGUUUGACAAAGUCAGCGGAGCAGCACAACAAGCACAUCUCAUCUGAACUUUGUAAAUGUCAGUGUUUCACCUCAGCCGAUGGAGACCUGGCUAUUGUAAAAGCCUGCAGAUGAAGACGUACUGUGGUUAGAUAGUGAUGAAGGGUUCUCCGGGUGGACGGUUAAGUGUGUGUGUUACUGUGUGUUACUGUGUGUUACUGUGUGUGUGUGUGUGUGUGUGUGUGUGUGACUGUGUGUGACUGUGUGUGACUGUGUGUGACUGUGUGUGUGUGUGUGACUGUGUGACUGUGUGUGUGUGACUGUAUGUGUGUGUGUGUGUGACUGUGUGUGUGUGUGUGACUGAUGAAAUAACAUCAUAAUGUCUAUUUGGACCUAAGGGAGGGUAGAGAAUCAGUUACACCCUUCAGAAAUGGAAGUUAGAAUUUAAAGCUAACCUAUAGGAUGUUUUCACUGUCACCAUUUGGUCCCUGACAGUCUUUUUCUUUUUUUUUUCUUGUCCUUCCACUUUUUCGUGGUGCUUGUCAGUUAAUAUCUAAUGUAUACUGGAAAAAGUGCAGAUGAGUCGGAGAGAUGUACGGACGACGCAGUUUGCUGGCUAUUUUUCUUUUCUUUUUCCUUUUUUUUUAAAAAACUUUUUUUAUGCUAUCUGGCCGUGCAUGUUAAGUGUACAGUGUAUCAUUUCUCAGACUGAAUCAACAGGGCUACUGCAGUUUUUGAGCACUGCGGGCCGACACCAAGGCACUGGACUGGACCUAUGAGCUCCCACUGACGCAGAGCAGCGUCAGUGGGCGGGACAAAGGCUGCAGGUCAGAAAGACUGCGAUUGGUCAGCUCUGACUGACAUUAGGACCUGAACGCUGCCAGGCCACUCAGUGCAGUCGUCUAAACUUGGACAUCAUGGAACCACAAACCCCCCUCACCUCCUCAUGGACAUGACAAAAAAAUAUAUAGAUUUAUAUACAUAUAUAUACAUAUAUAUAUGUGUGUAUAUAUACAUACAGAAAUAAUUGAUGACGAUCAUGGUGAUAACAGAAGAGUUUCUUUUUUUUAUAGAAAAUGGAUUUCUUUUUACCCCCUUGUUUUUUUUUUUUUUUUUAGUGCUUUAGUUUUUUUUAUUUUGUCUUUCCACCUCUUCUCCAUUCCAGCAGAGGACUCCAGCUCUGUUGGUGCAUUGAUAUUAAAGCUGAAUGGAUUCUGUAUAGAAAAAUGGUGAAUAAAUAAAUUAAGAACUGUGUAGUGAAACAUGAAUCCUGAAGCGCUUGAUCUAAAAACACU
Notolabrus celidotus (New Zealand spotty) is the source of this 4624-nucleotide messenger RNA. RefSeq names its product signal peptide peptidase 3 (gene sppl3). Gene Ontology annotation, cellular component: cytoplasmic side of endoplasmic reticulum membrane; Golgi-associated vesicle membrane; lumenal side of endoplasmic reticulum membrane. Gene Ontology annotation, molecular function: aspartic endopeptidase activity, intramembrane cleaving. Bases 536 to 1690 code for a protein of 384 amino acids. The record is from RefSeq and is a predicted model, not a curated record. The transcript is spliced from 11 exons. NCBI's taxonomy places the organism in Eukaryota, Metazoa, Chordata, Actinopteri, Labriformes, Labridae. Gene Ontology annotation, biological process: membrane protein proteolysis.